UUCGGCGUAUUUAGAAACCCGCAGCGGAGGAUAUUUCGUAUAGUGAUAUGUGAACGUUUCGGGUGAUUAUGAAGCAGCAUAAGCACGAAGCAACCUUUUCGGGGUUGCUUCUGCUCUUACUGCUUUUCCUCCGUUAUGUUUACACCGCUGGACAUAUGGGUAAUGAAGAUGGAAAGUUCGGAGACAAGUGCAACUCGACAAGUGAAUGCGGCUUUGCGGGAUCUGUAUGUAACCAAGACUCUAAAACUUGUCUAUGCAGACCUGAGUUCACUGCAACCAAUCAUCUCAACAAAUGUGGAUUCCUUGCUAAAAUAAACGAAAGUUGCUUCUUCAACGAACAAUGCGAAAAUCUCAACCACUUAACGGAGUGUCGUAACAAUGUAUGUUCCUGUCGCUAUCAAAAGGUACCCGUUCUAAAGGACGAUGGGGACAUCGAAUGCACAGAUGUUAAGACAACGUACACGCCUGAAAGAUAUGUGGAUCCAGCUAUGAUUGGAAUAUUAGUGGCAAUGUUCCUGAUGUUUAUAACUAUAUGUGUUGUACUUCGCCUAUUUAGCAAGGCCAGAUGGAGAGAAAACAGAACAAUCUUUAAUACGCCUAACCCGAGGUUAAUGAAUGCCUCUUUACUGAGAGACAGCAAACUUGCCCAUCAUGAUAGAAGAGGAUCUAAAACGUCUAAAGCUAGUGGAGACGCUAGCAGGCCAGCAAGUAUGACUUCUCUACAGUUACAGUCUCCCAAUAGCCAUGGGAGAACUGAAUCUAGACUUAGUGAUAACGUAGACGAAGCACCCGCAAAAACUGAAAGCAAUACAAAUGUCGCCGUCGAAAUUCAAGUUCAAAAAGCUUGAGUAAUGAAUCUUUUAAUCUUUCCGAAGUGGUGUUUGGGACCACACGUACAAAAUAAGCCAAUCAUCACGAAUAAACUAUACUAUAAAUAUAUACAAGAAUUUAGGCGCUUAGGCGAUAAAUCAAAAACCUUUGUUUAUCAAAAAGUAGCUUCUUCAUCAUACAUAGGCACAAUUUUGAAUUUACUUCACAUUACCACUUUCCAGAAUUAGCGUGUAUUUAUACAAAAACUGGUGGUAGGCAAAAUAGUGGGAAAAUUUUGUGAUACUACCAAUCUGAGCUGUGAUUUGAUGUUCUUAGCUUAUCUGAAUAGCGAGCGGUGGCAAAGUAAUGGGAAAACUUUUUCACCGUUUCAUUUUUAGGACCAUUAAUUACUCGGCCGAUUUGCUCACACUAACUCGUCUUCUACUAUUUAUACACCUCGUUGGGAGUUAUUAAUGAAACUACGCUUGCUUUUUGUAUAUACCUAAAUUUAUAUUUAUUGAGGUAGCUUAUACUCUUUUUACUAUAAUGUAGUAUUAUUCAAAGGUUGUCACUCAAUAAAUAUUAGUAAAGA
This is a messenger RNA of Cylas formicarius (sweet potato weevil), 1402 nucleotides long. RefSeq lists its product as uncharacterized. Bases 69 to 848 code for a protein of 259 amino acids. The transcript is spliced from 6 exons. Lineage: Eukaryota; Metazoa; Arthropoda; Insecta; Coleoptera; Brentidae. The record is from RefSeq and is a predicted model, not a curated record.